UGAGUUGGCAGGACAACCUCACCGAACGUCUCCCCCCCCGCCUUCCUUUCCAUCGGAGGGUAUCUUCUCCGUACGCCUCUCGGCAUGUAUCGUUGGGGCAUUCGUGUUUUUUUUUCCUUUUCUUCCACACACACACUCACUCACUCACACACGGACCCGUGAGCGUCACACACACACACACAUCACCGAGCAUGACGAACUUGUCCCACACCGACCCGACUACCGUCGUCCAUACCAGUAGCCAUAGCUUUAUUGAAUCGACCAAGUAUCGUCCGCGCGAACGACUGCUACGUGAACACCCGUCGGCGUCCGCCAACGACAUGGCGCGUUCCGCCGGUUCCGUACGCACCGACCCACACCCCACGGAACACGCCCCCCUGGCCGUGGUUGGCUCACCCCACCGCACCGGGAGAUGGACGUUGGACGAAAAGAUACUUUUCCUGUACGGCUUGCGCAAAUUUGGCAAGGGCAAGUGGAAAAAGAUGAGCGCGUAUCUGCCGAAUCGGUCUCUGGUGCAAAUCAAGUCCCACGCCCAAAAAGUGCUCAAGCGCAUCGAUCAAGGCGAACACGUCUUCCGACGUAUCGAGGAGAACAACGCACGGCUCGAGCUUUUGGUGGCGAGUAUUCACGAUCGACUGGGCCACGAAGCUCCCGCACUAUUGUUGCCUAAAACUGCUGCGGCCAAUAAGAGGCCACGCCGCAGCGUCGUCUCACCCAAGGUCGACCCUCCCAUUCCUGCCGUGGAACUCGACGCGCAGCAGCACAUUAUUGCCGCCUCGGCUCUGUGUCAACUCGCGGCUCCCACUGGACCCGGUGCCUGGGAUACCCCCACCACGUGUCCUCCCGGUAGUACUGGAUCCAGUCCCGUACUGCAUCCGGACCACACCACACCCUCGCAAACAUGGAUUCCUCCGUCGGACUCGCAAACCGACUUGUCUGUCCAAGGCGUCUGA
Phaeodactylum tricornutum CCAP 1055/1 is the source of this 953-nucleotide messenger RNA. RefSeq lists its product with no specific name. Lineage: Eukaryota; Bacillariophyta; Bacillariophyceae; Surirellales; Neidiaceae. The transcript is spliced from 2 exons. The coding region runs from base 192 to 953 and encodes 253 amino acids. The record is from RefSeq and is a predicted model, not a curated record.